Schistosoma spindalis is the source of this 3205-nucleotide messenger RNA. NCBI's taxonomy places the organism in Eukaryota, Metazoa, Platyhelminthes, Trematoda, Strigeidida, Schistosomatidae. The record is from the annotation of a GenBank genome assembly.
UAAAUCUUCACUUAUACCAGCCUUUGUGUUCCUACUUUCGCGUCGUGGGAAUUGCAGAGGUCCCUCGUUCCGAGUGUAAGUGAUCGGCGUUUUUCCGGCACAACAAUCAGCUACGACAAGAUAUAACAAUUGCGACGAUCAAACAUAACAUGUCUAACUUUAACUAAUCCAAAAAAUUGGGCGACACAUCCACCAUUGUCUUCUGUGAGCUGCUAUCUCACAACAGACCCGAUUGAACUCCACUGGUCACUGCUUCUCACUAGAACUUUAGAAAAUACCUCUUGGAGACCGUCACUAGUGAGCACAUCAUGAGUCAGUCGACUCGUGGAUUCAACUAUUAAUAUCCACAAAAACCCUCUCUGUUUAUUUUUAACAUUUAGAAAGACAAGUCACAGACUAAUAUAAAAUAACAUAUUGCUUAGUUAUUCAAAUUUUAAUCCAAUGUAUUUAAGCUAAUUAGCCUCUUGCCAACAGUUAAACGUUAUGUCAACCAACUGACAAUCCAGUGUAUAUGAUAUGUCAUUACAGGACGUUUUAUUUGUAGUUUUCAAAUUAUAACUUCCACAUUAUUCUUAUGUUAUAUUUCUUCUAGCUUCAUUUCAAACAGAUAACUUUUAUACAUAAAUUUACGACUGUUAGGAGUGUUUAUUUUUCAAUUCAUUUUGUGAUGGGCAGCUCUUUCAGUUAAAAUCUUCCCCAACUAUACUCAUUCUUGAUUCUAUAAAGGAUUGAUCUCAUGAUUUUAAUGCUUUAAUGAAAGCAUAUUACGUUUAAAACAUGGAUAUAAUAGUUAAUGAUCCUUAUUUUCAAAUUUUAAUCAAUUACUGAUAUAUAAUAGUUCUUCAAUUCUAUAUACAGUUAGAUAUCUUCAUAUAAAACUCGAUUUUUUAUCAAUUACAAAUUCGACUCCAUGUAAGUCUGAAAUAGUAAAUACAUAUCAGUGUAAAACCUCAAAUUAUGUGAAAAAUAACUAUCUAUUAUGGAUCGUUUUUUUUAAAAAAAAUUAAUUUAAUAGCAUAACAGUUUUUUUACACUAUGCGCACUGCUGAAGAACUCCACACUAGGACGAAACGGUUGUUCAGUGCUUUCAGGUUUUCCAUGCAGGUCUAGCUUUAAUUGACUCAUGAGAUCAACUAUUAAAUUAUUAAGUUAUUGAUUAAAACUUAUUAUUAUUUUCAGUAUAAAAAGUGAUAUGAUUAAACUUCAUGAGCAAGUGAUCAGUUUAAGAGAUCUUGCACGUAAUCAUGAAGGUACAAUAGCACGUAAAGAACAGAUUAUCUGUGAUUUAACGGAUAAUAUUAAUAAGUUAAAAAUUCAAGUGGAAAUCAAUUUGAAAAAGGAAAAUGCUAAAAGAAAGUCAUUUUGUGUCAAACUUGCUGAUCGCUAUUAUAAACAAAAUAUUUUAAAACAAGCAAUCGUUGGAUGGAAACAAUUCAUGGAAUAUUCUUGGAAACAAAGAAAUUUUCGACGACUUACUUUGGAAGCUCAGUCUGAAUGUAUAAAAAUUAAACAAGAAUUAAAUCAAAAAAUUCUUCAGCUGGAGGCUGAGUUAAAAGUCAGUCAAAGUGAAUUAGAAUCAAUGAAAGCAAAACAAGCUGGUGAACAAGCUGCACUGAAAACAGCAUUAAUGCGUGGUGUCUGUGCAUUAAAUAUGGAAACAAUGGCUGUAUUCAAUGAAACUCUGCCAAAUUUGAAUAAAGAAUUUAUAAAUAAAAAGUUGACUGUUGAUUCGCAAAUUUUAAACAAAAACUAUUGUACAGAUGAUCAUUUGGAAUUGGCUCAAUUGACAUCGAAGAAAUUAAACGGUUGUCAUUUAGAUAGAACGAUUCACAAUCAAUCAGAUGAGAUGAUUUUCAACAUACAGGCUGAUCAUAUUGUGCAAGCCACUCAUCAAAGUAACACUGAGUUCUCUGAUCAUAACAGACAGAAUUCUAUGGAAGCAUGGCCAAGAGAUACAAUUCGUAAUGUUGAACCAUCUUAUAGUAAUGUGAUGAGAAAAGGAAACUGUGCAAAACCACUUAGUCAUUCCACGGAAAUCUGCGAACGUUGGUUAGGUCAUCAUGGUGAUUACAAUGAGAACGAUCCAUUGAAUUUGUCUGGCUUACCAACAUAUAAAACUCAUGAUCGUCAUUUACAUACAAUUCAAAGUUUAUCAUACCAAGUAGAUGAGAAAAUAUCCAAUUCAGAUCCAAGUGAAUUAGAACAUGGCAAUCAAAUGGAUGACAAAUGGUUACCAAACAAAGAUUUAGCCCCGAACAAAAAUUACGACACAUCUUUUCGAAUCAAUAUAAACUCUACGAAUUCUAAACAUGAAAAACCCGACCGCAACUUGUAUGAUGGAAAAACUCAUACGACAGCUGAAAAUGCUAAAAAGAUGUUAAGUUCACGAAAUUCAUCAAAUCGUUUUUAUUCUACGGUGAAACAAAAUAAAUUAUCAUAUCCAAGACCUCAAACUGUACAGCAUGGAAUACCUACUGGAAACUAUCCAAAUGGUUCUACAGCUAUGGUUAAUAUCUUAGUUCACCGACAUCAAACCGGUAAUCAGAUAAACUCAACAGAAAAUGUAAAUACUCAUAAGCAUACAACUAAUUCAACAGGAGUACAUUAUUCACAUUGUCAACAUAAUCUUUCAUCAACACCACGUUUCUAUUCUGAUUCUUAUUCUCAUAGACAUGUUUAAAUGAAUUAAAAUGUAACAUUUUUUUUACUUCUUAUUUAUAUAAUUGAUGAAGGUAUAGUUAACCAAUAAAUGUAUGUAUUCUAUUAUCAUAUUUUCAUACGUUGCUAGAAUGAUCUAUAAAUAAACCUUAUUUAAACAUUAUAGUUAUUCUUAUAUAAGUUCACCUAUUUCUUUAAAAUAUACACAUAUAUUUUUUUUCUAGUAGGAGUUAUUUCAUUCAAAAUAUAUAAUUCUAUCAUUCACAAUGGAAAUAUGAAUCUUUCAAGGUAACAGAAUUGUUGAAUAAUCACUGAUAAUACAGAUUUGAAUUACUUCAUCACUAACCAGUUUUAUGAACAAUCAACAAUAAUUCAAGUUUGACCGUGAAAUAUAUACAUAAGUUAUUAGUAAAAAUUGUAAUGAUGCGUGAAAAAAAAAGAUUGUACUCCGUUUACUUGUUUACAUUUAAUUAUCUUAAAGUUAAUAUUCAUUUGAUAGACUUGCUUGUUAAUUAUAUGAGUUUGUUUACUAUCUAAACUUUCAAAA